This is a messenger RNA of Humulus lupulus (European hop), 1128 nucleotides long. RefSeq lists its product as uncharacterized. The record is from RefSeq and is a predicted model, not a curated record. Lineage: Eukaryota; Viridiplantae; Streptophyta; Magnoliopsida; Rosales; Cannabaceae. The transcript has 3 exons. Bases 1 to 1128 code for a protein of 375 amino acids.
AUGGUUUAUGCAGUCAAUGACAGUAAAGGAAGAUACCAACUGUGGAAAGAUCUUGUGCAAUUAUCAAAAGGUACGAAUUUCCCUUGGAUCGUUGGAGGGGACUUUAAUUCGGUAUUGAGUACUCAGGAAAGGCUUCAAUACCGGGAUAAUGCCAAUGAGAUGAUUCCAUUUCAGAAUAGUGUAGUAGAUUGUGAUUUAGAAGAUAUCAAAUUCAAUGGAAACUUCUUCACUUGGAAUAAUAAACAAGAAGGCAAAGAUCGGGUUUAUGCAAAAUUGGACAGAUUUUUAGCAAAUCAUAAGUGGAUGGACAAAUAUACUACAGCUGAGGUCACUUUCUUCCUUGAAGGUGAGUUUGAUCAUUCUCCUGGCCUCCUUUCUAUUUACCCGAAUAUGCAAAAUAGUAAAAAGCCUUCUAGGUACUUUAAUUUUUGGAAGAACUUGGAAGGUUUUAUUGAUACUGUGAAUAAGAAUUGGAAGGUGAGGACAAUUAGUAAUCCUAUGUUUUGUCUUGUUUCUCACCUGAAGAAGCUCAAAUCUUGUUUAAAAGUGUUGAAUAGACAAGGCAAGAGAAAUGUUGAGAUUCAAGAACAUGAAAGCUAUCAACAUAUGAUAAAGAUUCAACAAAGCUUGCAGCAAAACCCUGGAAAUGCAGAAACCAGAGUUCACAAGAGAAUUUUUCAAGAAGGGCCAAUGGUGACUCAAAGACAAGCUGAUUGGUUAUUGCAAGAUUAUACUAAAGAAGAGGUGAAAGAUGCCCUGCACUCAAUUCCUGAUGAUAAAGCACUGGGACCAAAUGGAAGAUUACUUAAAGAGAUAAAUGCUACAAUAGUGACUUUGAUUCCUAAAUCGGUAUGCCCGGAAUCUAUGAGUGAUUAUAGACCCAUUGCUUGCUGCAAUGUGAUUUAUAAAAUAGCUUCUAAAAUGAUUUGCAAGAGAUUAGAGGAAGUUCUUACAGGAAUCAUUUCAGAGAAUCGAUGUGGUUUUGUUAAAGGAAAAAAAAUUGCACAUAAUAUUAUGAUUUGUCAAGACAUGGUUUGGGGAGAUAUGAUAGAAGAAGUGCAAAGUCAGCUUGUUUGUUCAAGAUUGACCUUCAAAAAGCUUAUGAUAUGCUUGCUGGGAAUUUCUUAG